Molecule: messenger RNA, 1981 nt
Organism: Helianthus annuus (common sunflower)
Lineage: Eukaryota; Viridiplantae; Streptophyta; Magnoliopsida; Asterales; Asteraceae
Product: putative aldehyde oxidase Art an 7
Exons: 3
Coding region: 11-1750 (579 amino acids)
Source: RefSeq, a predicted model, not a curated record
AAAUGAUUCAAUGGAUUCUUUGUUCAAAACCUAUGUCACCCUCCUCAUCCUCCUCCCUCGAUUCUUCGUGUUUUCUGCAGGACGGAAUAUAGAUCCUAAUCUUACCAAUCAUAUUGGUGGAGUCGAUUACACAAAACCGGAGAUUACGACAAAUUCUAGAGGGCAUUGGGAUAUCGAUCAUAAGAAUGUGGGUGUGGGUGCGAUGCAACUCCAAUUGAUGCCGAACGAUAGGGUGGUCUGGUUUGAUGCAACAACACUUGGGCCUUCUGCUUUAAAAUUGACUCCCAAGGGAAACUGUCCGGUUAAUAUAGAUGUAAACGACCAGCCAGAUUGUUUCGCUCAUGCGGUUUCUUACGACUGGAUUAACAGAAAAGUUAAACCCAUUGUGUUGUCAGGUGAACCAUGGUGCUCAUCAGGAAACUUGUGGCCUAAUGGUAACCUUAUGGCUACCGGAGGUACCUUCACUGGUGUAAAAACCGUUAGAAUGCUGCCUAAAGAUAAUCUGAAUGCCAACUUUAUUGACAGAAAAGGUGCUCUUGGUGACAACAGAUGGUAUGCAACUAAUCAGGUUUUGGAAGAUGGGAGAGCAAUAGUGGUAGGCGGUCGGGACGCCUUCAGCGUAGAGGUCGUGCCACCAUCACUAGACUUCAAACCCAUGAGAUUCGACUUGCCUUUCCUCAAAGAAACAUGUACCCCUCCUAAGGGACUUUACCGAUUCAUCGAAAACAAUCUCUACCCGUUUGUUUACCUACUUCCUGAUGGAAAUGUAUUCAUUUUCGCCAACGAUCGCUCCAUCCACUUAAACCCUUUAACAGGAAAGAUUAUAUUAGAAUAUCCUAGGUUACCAGGGGGAUCGCGAAACUACCCGGCCUCCGGUGUGUCUGCUAUUCUUCCCCUCAAAAUGUCCGAAGACAAUUCGCAUCCUCUUAACGUUGAAGUCGUUGUUUGUGGUGGUAACAAUCCGGAGGCAUUUGAAAUGGUUGAUGCAAAGCCUGCCCAGCAAAAGGUUUUUGUUCCAGCUUUAAGAGAUUGUCAUAGAAUCCAUCCAAUGAUGAUGAAUGCUGCAAAAUGGGAACAAGAAGAAGAUAUGCCAACACCAAGAGUGAUGGGUGAUAUGUUACACCUUCCAACAGGAGAGCUCAUCAUCCUAAAUGGCGCUAAAAAGGGUGUUGCUGCCUGGGAGAAUGCUAUAGAUCCUAACUUUACCCCACUCAUAUAUUCUCCUUUUAAGCCUAUGGGUCAAAGGUUUAAAGAAAUGCGUCCUACAAGUAUUGCUAGGAUGUACCAUUCCAGUGCAGCAUUGCUACCUGACACAAAGAUCUUGGUCGUUGGCAGCAACCCUCACCAGUUCUACACUUUCAAUGUCCCGUACCCGACAGAGUUGCGAGCCGAGAAAUUCCACCCUCCGUACUUGGACAAAGCACUCAACAAAGACAGGCUUGAAAUCAAUGCCGCUUGUACUGAUAAGGUGUUGAAGUAUGGAGCACCUUUUAAGGUAACAGUCACAUUCAAAUCUAAAAUACAGUUGAAGCUCGGUGAGGCUAAGAUAACCAUACUUUACCCACCAUUUACAACUCAUGGUUUCUCCCAAAAUCAAAGACUUAUUGUUCCUCCGAUUAAGAAGAUUGAAAAUAACGUUAUCACCGCACUCGCGCCACCGUCAGGAAAGAUUGCGCCACCUGGUUACUAUGUGUUGUUUGUCAAUCGCCUUGGGGUUCCUGGACAGGGUAUUUGGGUCCAUAUUGACUAGUAAAGGUCUUUGUGUUGUUGCAAGCAUAUAAAGUUUUUGAGCUUUUCCUAUGUAUCUUAUUCGAAAUGUAGUUUAUAGUGAUGAAUUAAGGGACACACUUGGCUUUCAUGACCUUGUUAAGGGGAAAUGUAUAACUAGUUUCGGUCGUAAUGCUAGUUGUAAAAUAGUAUGUAAAGUUUACUUACAUAAUUACAUUUAUAAAAAUACUGGACACCAGUUACUUGCUCUUAA